UGCCCAUUGCGGGAAUGCGGCAUGACCUUCACUAGGAAGACGAAUUUCAAGGGGCACAUGCGGUCGCACAUGGGAGAGAAGCCGUUCAUAUGUGACUUUGCCGGCUGCGGGAAGGGGUUUGCGAGGGAGAAUGAUAUGAAGCGCCAUAGGAAGGCCCAC
This is a messenger RNA of Gloeophyllum trabeum ATCC 11539, 159 nucleotides long. RefSeq lists its product as uncharacterized. NCBI's taxonomy places the organism in Eukaryota, Fungi, Basidiomycota, Agaricomycetes, Gloeophyllales, Gloeophyllaceae. The transcript has a single exon. Gene Ontology annotation, biological process: regulation of transcription by RNA polymerase II. Gene Ontology annotation, cellular component: nucleus. Gene Ontology annotation, molecular function: DNA-binding transcription factor activity, RNA polymerase II-specific; RNA polymerase II cis-regulatory region sequence-specific DNA binding. The annotation marks the transcript as partial. The record is from RefSeq and is a predicted model, not a curated record.